CUUUGGCCAACUUCUGUGACUGAAUCGGAACGACUUUCUGCAGCCGGAGGGGGAGUUUCCUGGUGAAGCCACUGAGCUGGGAAUGUCUGUGCGAGUUGACUUUUAUCAAGGCCUUGCAACUGGAUUCCAGCACAAAGAGCUAGGACGCGCGCUCGCCCCCAAGGGCCCAUUGGAGCCUGUUUGCUGGGGUGGCUCCAGGUCGGUUUUUCCUAGCAACUCUAGUGAGACUUCCAAACUUCUAGGCUUCUGACUUACCUCAGAAUUUGUCCCCGCCUCUCGAUUGCUCCCCUUAGGCCCUUGGUUACCAGGGUUCCAGUCAUUGCCUUAGGGCGUCCUUGGAACCCGGUCUGCAGUGAGAGUGGGGAGGGGGCACCGGGAGCGAUGAAGCCGUCCUGGCUACAGUGUCGCAAAGUCACUGGCGUGGGGACACUCGGGGGACCCUUGCCCGCAACCCCUUCAUCCCGGGGAGCUGGAGCGGCCCUCAGGGCUUUAGUGGCCUCGGGCCCACGGGGCAAUCUCGGGGGGCGCAGCGGCCGGGCGCUGUCGUCGGGCGGCGGCUGCGAGUACAGGACCCACUUCGCAGCCUCGGUGGCCGACCCAGAGAAGUUCUGGGGAAAAGCUGCUGAGCAGAUCAGCUGGUACAAGCCCUGGACCAAAACACUGGAGAACAGAUACCCACCUUCCACCAGUUGGUUUGUGGAAGGAAUGCUUAACAUUUGUUACAAUGCUAUUGAUCGUCAUAUUGAAAAUGGAAAAGGCGAUAAGAUUGCUAUCAUCUAUGACAGUCCUGUUACAAAUACAAAAGCAGAGAUUACCUACAAGGAAGUCCUGGAGCAGGUCUCUAAACUGGCUGGUGUGUUGGUCAAGCAUGGAAUCCAAAAAGGUGACACUGUGGUUAUCUACAUGCCCAUGAUCCCACAGGCCAUAUACACCAUGCUGGCCUGCGCCAGGGUCGGUGCCAUCCACAGCCUCAUAUUUGGGGGGUUUGCCUCCAAAGAACUAAGUACUCGCAUUGAUCAUGCUAAGCCCAAGGUGGUUGUUACAGCAUCCUUUGGCAUUGAACCCGGAAGGAAGGUGGAAUAUGUACCACUUCUGGAAGAAGCAAUAAGAAUAGGACAGCACCAACCACAGAAAGUUCUCAUUUACAAUCGCCCCAAUAUGGAGAAGGUUCCCUUGGUGCCAGGUCGUGAUCUUGAUUGGGAAGAAGAAAUAUCAGAAGCCCAGUCACAUGACUGUGUCCCGGUCCUCUCAGAUCACCCACUAUACAUCCUUUACACAUCUGGAACAACGGGACUGCCCAAGGGUGUGGUUAGGCCCACAGGAGGAUAUGCUGUGAUGCUAAACUGGACAAUGUCUUCAAUAUAUGGCCUUAAACCUGGAGAGGUAUGGUGGGCAGCUUCUGAUUUGGGCUGGGUUGUUGGACAUUCUUACAUCUGUUAUGGACCUCUUCUCCACGGGAACACAACAGUUUUAUAUGAGGGGAAGCCCGUGGGAACACCAGAUGCUGGUGCUUAUUUCCGAGUGCUUGCAGAGCAUGGGGUAGCGGCCUUGUUUACAGCGCCUACUGCAAUUAGAGCGAUCCGUCAACAGGACCCAGGGGCAGCCUUGGGGAAGCAGUACUCUCUUACAAGGUUCAAAACAUUAUUUGUGGCUGGAGAAAGAUGUGAUGUGGAGACAUUGGAAUGGUCCAAAAAUGUCUUCAGAGUACCUGUCCUGGACCAUUGGUGGCAAACAGAAACUGGAUCCCCAAUUACAGCAUCAUGUAUUGGAUUAGGUAACUCUAAAACGCCUCCACCAGGGCAAGCUGGGCUGUGUGUCCCAGGAUACAAUGUUAUGAUUUUGGAUGACAACAUGCAAAAACUGAAGGCUCGAUGUUUAGGAAAUAUUGUGGUAAAGUUGCCUUUACCACCUGGGGCCUUUUCAGGACUCUGGAAGAAUCAGGAAGCAUUCAAGCACUUAUACUUUGAAAAAUUUCCUGGCUACUAUGAUACCAUGGAUGCUGGUUACAUGGAUGAGGAAGGUUAUGUCUAUGUUAUGUCUCGCAUGGAUGAUGUAAUAAAUGUUGCAGGUCACAGAAUUUCUGCAGGGGCAAUUGAAGAGACAGUCCUUUCCCAUGGUACUGUGGCAGACUGUGCCGUGGUUGGAAAAGAAGAUCCGUUGAAAGGGCAUGUCCCCUUCGCUCUUUGUGUAUUGAAAAAAGAUAUAAAUGCAACAGAGGGUCAGGUUUUGGAAGAAAUUGUGAAACAUGUUAGACAGAGCAUCGGUCCUGUAGCUGCUUUUCGAAAUGCAGUGUUUGUCAAACAGUUACCCAAAACCAGAUCUGGCAAAAUUCCACGCUCUACUCUAUCUGCCCUAGUCAAUGGAAAGCCAUAUAAGGUGACUCCCACCAUUGAGGACCCCAGCAUUUUUGGACAUAUAGAGGAAGUGCUGAAGCAGGCCUCAUGACUAUAUUCAUUCUUUUCAUUCCUUUGUUGAUCUGGUUAAUUUUCUAGAUGAAAUUAGACUAUUUUUCCACUAGAAGGACCUAUUUAAAUAGAAAUGACUUGCCCAUUGAAAUGUGAAUUGUGAAGCUUGAUGUAAGCCAAUUGGUAAUGAAUAGAGAACAAACCUGUACCUGUUGAUUUCUGUGACUCAAUUUGCAUUGUUGCCAAUUGUCUGUAAAGUGCCUCAUUUUAUGUUGUCCAGCAUAUUAAGAAAAAAUGUCUUAGUUUAAAAUCACAUCAAAACAAUUUGAAACUGAUCAUGUCUGAACAUAUAUUUCCACUUAAAUUUCUAUAAAAUGAUUAAUCUUUUUAAAUACAAUGUUGAAAGAUGAUUUUUAGUUUAUAUAAUUUAUGUAGAGUAGGUGGAAUUCAGUAAUGACUUAUAGUUCAAUAUGCAUCAGUAAUCAAAGCAUAUAUUUAAAUGAAAAAUAGGUAUCAGUCCCAUUGAAUUUUGGGAGGUUUUGAAACAAGUUGUUCUAACUUCAUAAGCUGUUUGGGAAAGUAUGUAUAAGAUACAGUAGAGAGUUGACUUGUGUUCACUCAAAAAUAAUGCAACUCUUGUAUAGAAACAUCCUAAAAAUCUUAACUCUUGUUGGUCUAUAGACAAAAUAAAUGUCUUCUCAAAGUAUUAAAUGCUUCAUUGUGUAAACUGCCUUCUUGAAGAUUACUUAAAAAAUCAUCUUUACUUAUUCCACUAACUUGAAUUAAAGUAACUUGAUAGU
Molecule: messenger RNA, 3205 nt
Organism: Perognathus longimembris pacificus (Pacific pocket mouse)
Lineage: Eukaryota; Metazoa; Chordata; Mammalia; Rodentia; Heteromyidae
Gene: Acss3
Product: acyl-CoA synthetase short chain family member 3
Exons: 16
Coding region: 382-2445 (687 amino acids)
Source: RefSeq, a predicted model, not a curated record